Messenger RNA from Polyodon spathula (Mississippi paddlefish), 4519 nucleotides. RefSeq names its product histone-lysine N-methyltransferase SETDB1-like. Gene Ontology annotation, biological process: negative regulation of gene expression; heterochromatin organization. The transcript has 23 exons. The record is from RefSeq and is a predicted model, not a curated record. Bases 198 to 4196 code for a protein of 1332 amino acids. Gene Ontology annotation, molecular function: DNA binding; histone H3K9 methyltransferase activity; zinc ion binding. NCBI's taxonomy places the organism in Eukaryota, Metazoa, Chordata, Actinopteri, Acipenseriformes, Polyodontidae. Gene Ontology annotation, cellular component: nucleus.
CCGGGUCAGCCAGCCCCUACAGGCGGCGAAGAGAAGCCCGCAUUUCAGCGGGAUCGUAGCGGCGAUUAAAAAGAGGAUAUCCAGGCUUCUGGGCAUCUUCGGGAAAGAAUAUUAAUUAAUUAACAAACAAACAAGCAAACAAACCAACCAACCAACCCGAGCCAGGCUUCUCAUCGAAACAAGGGGGCCGGCCGGCGAUGGCGUCCCCGGUGGACGUCUCCAGGAUGGAGCAGGAGGUGGUGGAGGAGCUGGGGGUGUCCAUGGAUGAGCUGCGGGUCUGGAUCGACCACGAGGUGGAGAAAUGUGACUUCAUCAAGCAGCGCAAAGCGCAGCUGAGAGAGCUGGAGAGCUGGGUGCAGCAGAAAGAGGCCGAGGUGGAGUCUGUGGACAAGCUCUUUGUGGACGCUUCACAGUCUGUGGUGGACUGCGAGGCUCUGGUGAAGGAGCUCUACUCCAAGCUGAGUCUGAGCUAUCGGGAGAGCAGCUCUGAGGACGAGGGCGCGGGCUCCAAGGGGGGCAGAGAGGGUGAGGUCAUCGAGAUCGACGAUGAGGAGGACGAGGACGACGAAGUGGUGGUGGACGAGGAGCACGUCGUUCCUGCAGCGAAGCCGGCUGCUCCCAACGCCAAGGAUCCGGCAGUGUUUAAAGAUGCAAUGGCCGCUAUGAAGAAGUCUGCUCAGGAGGUCCAGAAGUUUGUGGAUGCCGUUUCCAAGAGCAGCCCUGAGCCCCCCUCCACCUCCCUGCUGAACCGAGGACCCCCAGCCCCUCAGAGUGUCUCCUCCCAGCCCCCGCAGCAGGCAGGGGACGCCGCAGUGAAAGAGGGGGAGCUGGUGCUGUACAUGCGCAUCCUGGGCAAGAAGAGGACCAAGACCUGGCACAAGGGCACCUUGAUCGCCAUCAACCCCACGGGCUCGGGCAGCUUCAAAUACAAAGUGAAAUUCGACAACAAGGGGAAGAGCCUGCUGUCGGGGAACCACGUGGCGUUCGACUACCACCCCGCGCUGGACAGGCUGCACGUGGGCGCCCGCGUGGUCGCCAAGUACAAGGACGGGAGCCAGGUGUGGCUCUACGCGGGCGUGGUGGCAGAGAUGCCCAACAGCAAGAACAAAAUGAGGUUUCUGAUCUUCUUCGAUGACGGCUAUGCCUCUUACGUCAGUCUGCCAGAGCUGUACCCGAUCUGCCGGCCGUUGAAAAAGACCUGGGAGGAUAUCGAGGAUGCUUCCUGCCGUGACUUCAUCGAGGAGUACGUCACCUCCUACCCCAACCGGCCAAUGGUGCUGCUCAAAGCAGGUCAGCUGAUCAAGACGGAGUGGGAGGGGACCUGGUGGAAGUCCCGCGUGGAGGAAGUGGACGGCAGCCUGGUGAAAAUCCUCUUCCUGGAUGUUGGUGCUCUGUUCCAGGACGAUAAGCGCUGCGAGUGGAUCUACCGCGGCUCCACGCGGCUCGAACCCAUGUUCAACCUCAAGAUGAACACGGCCAACUUCCAGGAGAAGAAGCAAGCAGGGCUGCAGAGGACCCGGCCGAACAUGGGCGCGCUGAGGUCCAAGGGCCCGGUGGUUCAGUACACCCAGGAGCUGAGUGGGACGAGCCCGGCCAAGCCAGCCGCACCAGGAUCCCAGCCCAGGAUCCUGCCCAAGCCCGACUCCCCGCAGACACGGCCCGCCCGGAGCGAGAGUCCCGACAGCCAGGUGUCGUCUCAGAGCCGCAACAAGCAGCAGGUAGCGAAGAAGAGCACCUCCGCCUUCGGGGCACCCAAGACUCCCCCCUCCUCCUCCUCUCCUGCUGAGAGCCAGGGCCAGAACCAAAACCAAAGCCAGAGCCAGGGCCAGAACCAAAACCAGAGCCAGGGCCAGAACCAGAGCCUUACCAGGACUCUGAUCCCAACCUCGCACCCCAGGUACUUCUUACUCCACACCGCUACCACCGCACCCCUCCAGCAAACCCAGCAGCAGCAGCAGCAGCCAGUCCUCCCGCAAGCCUCCUCCUCCCCUCAGCUCUACCACUCCUCCCUGAGCGACCGCAUGCCCGUGGAGCCCUCCUACCAGGCCCCCAGCGAGAAGCUCUUCUACGUGCCUCACAGCUGCAGCCCGGCCUGCCUGGACCGCCUCCGCCCGGCGCGGCUGGACCAGUUCCGCGGACGCAACCCGCUCCUCGUCCCCUUGCUCUACGACUUCCGCCGCAUGACGGGCCGGCGCCGGGUGAACCGGAAGAUGUGGUUCCACGUGAUCUACAAGUCCCCGUGCGGGCUGAGCCUGCGCAGCAUGCUGGAGAUCGAGCGCUACGUGUUCUCCACCCGCUGCGACUUCCUUUUUCUGGAGAUGUUCUGCCUGGACCCCUACGUGCUGGUGGACCGCCGCUUCCAGCCCCAGAAGCCCUUCUACUUCGUGCGGGACAUCACCCGCGGCAGGGAGGACGUGCCGCUGUCCUGCGUCAACGAGAUCGACAUGACCCCGCCCCCCAGCGUGGCCUACAGCAAGGAGCGGCUCCCGGGCAAGGGAGUGGUGAUCAACACCAGCGGAGAAUUCCUGGUGGGGUGCGACUGCACCGACGGCUGCAGAGACAAGUCCAAGUGUGCGUGUCACCAGCUGACUCUGCAAGCCACCACCUGCACCCCAGGGGCGCAGAUGAACCCCAACGCAGGGUACACGGACAAGAGGCUGGAGGAGUGCCUGCCCACGGGAGUCUAUGAGUGUAAUAAGCGCUGUGGCUGUGACCCCCAGAUGUGCACGAACAGACUGGUGCAGCACGGGCUGCAGGUGAGGCUGCAGCUGUUCAAGACUCAGAACAAGGGCUGGGGCAUCCGCUGCCUGGACGACAUCGCCAAGGGCUCCUUCGUGUGCAUCUACGCAGGUAAAAUCCUGACUGACGACUUCGCCGAUAAGGAAGGCCUGGAGAUGGGGGACGAGUAUUUCGCUAACCUGGAUCACAUCGAGAGUGUGGAGAACUUCAAGGAGGGCUACGAGAGCGACGCCAAGUGCUCCUCGGACGGGAGCGGGGUGGACGUGAAGGGAGGGGCCAGGGGCGGGGCCUUGAGGCGGGGACAGCCCGGGGGGCGGGGCCAGGGCGGCCCGGCGCAGCAGCGGGACAGAGAGAACGAAGACAACAGCGACCGCUCGGACUCGGACUCGGACGACGAGGACGACGAGGAGGAGGACGAGGAGGAGGACGAGGAGGACGACGAGGAGGAGGAGGAGAGCUCGGACGACAACUUCUGCAAGGAGGAGUACUUCAACGCUGGCUCGGUGUGGCGCAGCUACGCCACCCGCAGGCAGACUCGCGGCAUGAAGGAGGGGGGCUCCACUGCCACCGCGCCGGGGGAGGACAGUAAGGAGGGUCUGUCCCGGCAGCAGAGCCAGGAGGACAGCCAGCCCCCCGUGUCGGAGGAGACUGGGAAGAACAAGGUGGCGUCCUGGCUGAGCGGCAUCAAGCAGGAGCAGGGCAAGCCCAUCAAGAAGGAGCUGCAGCAAGACAAGGACUGCAAGGAAGAACAGAAGGUGUUUGAGAACCCCAGGAUUUUCGGGUACAACCCGUUCCCGGCGAAGACCGAGGGGGUGCGUCGUCCCGUCACCAAAACCCAGCUGCUGCAGAGCGGGCGCGGCCCGGGGGCGCAGACACAAGCAGAGGAUGUGAUGACCCUGUCCAGCUCUGACAGCGAGGGGGGCCGGAAGAGGAGGGGGGCUCAGAACCCCGGCAACGACAGCGAUGACAUCCAGACCAUCUCGUCGGGGUCCGAGGUGGAGGAGAGGAGGAACAGCAGCGCUGGCAACACCAGCACAGGGCCAGUGAAGAGGCAGGUCGCUGUCAAGUCGACUCGCGGUUUCGCUCUGAAGUCGACGCACGGCAUCGCGGUGAAGACGAGCAACAUGCCUUCGGCAGAGAAGGGCGACGGCGCCCCCGUCUGGAAAAAGACGCGUCCGCUGUACGAUGGAGAGGAGUCCUGUUACAUCAUCGAUGCCAAGCUGGAGGGGAACCUGGGGAGAUACCUCAACCAUAGCUGCAGCCCCAACCUGUUUGUCCAGAAUGUCUUUGUGGACACCCACGAUCUGAGGUUUCCCUGGGUCGCAUUCUUCGCCAGCAAGCGAAUCCGGGCCGGGACCGAGCUGACCUGGGAUUAUAACUACGAGGUGGGGAGCGUGGAGGGCAAGGAGCUGCUGUGCUGCUGUGGAUCCACAGAGUGCCGGGGCAGACUGCUGUAACCCCGACCCAUCCACACAGAACCGGACCCUGCACUGCACCAGUAGGACGCCUCUCCUGGGAGGGACUUUGUGAUUUCAUAGUUCUUGGCAGUGUUUCGAACGGCGCUGGAUAUUCAGCGUGUCUCCUGGAGUCCGGGGGAUUCAGACCGGUUUAUAAACUUGUGUUUUUUUGCGUUGCAGGUUUCGUGCUCCAUGUUAAACUGUGAAACUCUCUGUAUCUCUGAGAUCUCUUUGCUGUGGUCCUGCUCUCCCUAGUGUGUUGAAUCUCUCUCUGUAUCUCUGAGAUCUCUUUGCUGUCGUCCUGCUCUCCCAGUGUGUUGAAU